AUGGGCAACAUGAGCACCGCCGUCACUGAAAUUCGCAGUUACACUUCAGAACCCGUCAGCGCUCAAACUUUUCUAAUAUUAAUCAUCUCUUGGGCUUUUCUAGGACUUGUUUCUGCUGGGUUAAAUAUUCUCGUCUGCGCUAUGGUAUACACUGACAAAAAACUUCGCAACAUGACGAAUUAUCUGGUCGUCAGUCUUUCCGUGUCUGAUCUUCUGGUUGCCUUCGUGUUUGUACCCGUGUAUAUCACCGACUAUUACGCUAGGACAGUAAUCGGUGAUUACUUUGUAGCGUUUAUCCUGUUAGCAACAGUAUUUAAUCUGUGCGGUGUAACGUACGAACGUUAUAUUGCGUUGACGCGACCCUUCCGUUACCGUACCAUCAUAAGUUGUCAGAAGGUGUGCGUCAUUAUUUUCUGUUCUUGGAUUUUUCCGCUGUUAUUAAGUCUUCUACCACUGGCUUGGAAUACAAAUGUCAAGGCCACUGUUCACAAAGUUUACCUCUCCGUCAUGUUAACUUUGUUUAUAUUUAUCCCUUGUACUACCAUGGUAUGCGUUUACAUGCGCUUGUUGCGUGUCGUCCACCGUUUUGUUCUGCGUAAUAAGGGACGGUCGACAAGAGGGAACGCCACCGGCUAUCAAGUUGGAAACGAAGAAAAGGCGGCACGAGUCUUUGCAAUAGUACUGGCCAUGUUCCUGUUAUGUUGGCUUCCUCUGAUUUACAUCAAUAUAUGCUGGAUCACUGACCAGUCACAACUCGUUACUAAUGAGCUGAUUUUCAUCUCGUUUUACACGCUAGAGCUGAACUCCAUUCUUGAUCCUGUUAUCUGUGCGUUUUUUAAGCGCGAUUUCCGCAGUGCUUUAAAAAGGCGAUUCAAGUUCUUUUGCGUCAGAGGAGAAGAGCACAGCGACACGAGAAUUGAUUCUGACAUAAAUAUUGCUUUGAGAGUAAUCUCCACCAGAAGCAAAAACUCUGGGUACUCCCCAGAGUUAGUACAGGGAGCAGCCAUUUUCGUGUAA
Molecule: messenger RNA, 1017 nt
Organism: Porites evermanni
Lineage: Eukaryota; Metazoa; Cnidaria; Anthozoa; Scleractinia; Poritidae
Source: the annotation of a GenBank genome assembly